Messenger RNA from Betta splendens (Siamese fighting fish), 3448 nucleotides. It is a transcript of the gene zfand4, whose product is annotated as zinc finger, AN1-type domain 4. Gene Ontology annotation, molecular function: protein binding; zinc ion binding. Bases 385 to 2565 code for a protein of 726 amino acids. The record is from RefSeq and is a predicted model, not a curated record. The transcript has 10 exons. Lineage: Eukaryota; Metazoa; Chordata; Actinopteri; Anabantiformes; Osphronemidae.
ACCGACUGUCAAUCUGAAGGAGUCACAAAGGUGUUGUUGAGACGCCUUUGACAGGUAUAAUGAUGUCGCCAACGAGAGGGCCGCGGCGACGGACACCCGUGGAGACGCUUGCGUGUUCCCUGUGUAGCUUUUAGGUUUACCCGUGAAAUGCGUCUUCUUUUUAAAAGUAAGGUUUCCUUCGACAGCUGCACUGGACGGGACGGGACUCGAGGCUGUGGAUGUAGCCUAGCAUCCUGCUAGCCAACCGCCGACGAAGCUGUUGUCAUCCUGCUUGCUGUGUGAUGGUCGUGUGGCAAGUGAGCAGUGUCUGUCCCGCUGUCCUUCAUCUUGGGCGGCGUUCCCAAUUUCACGCUCUCUCUGAAGUCUGUCUCCCAACCUGCCAACAUGACCGAUAGGAAGGAGCCACCCUUCUUUAAUGACGACAGUUUUGGAGCUUUUCAUUACAAGCUCCCAUUCUAUGACACUAUGGAGCUCUUCAUAGAGACCUUGACGGGGACCUGCUUUGAGCUGCGUGUACUACCAUUUGAGGCUGUUAUUUCAGUCAAAGCCAAGAUUCAGAGGUUGGAAGGUAUCCCUGUUACCCAGCAACACCUUAUCUGGAACAAUCUGGAGCUGGACGAUGACCAUUGUCUUCAUGACUACGGCAUUGCAGAGGGCUGCACUCUGAAACUGGUGUUGGCUAUGAGGGGAGGUCCAAUUAACACUAGAAGAGUAACUAUGGAGGAUCCUAUGAAAGAAGUCACUGAUUUGAUGGAGAGUGCUAAGGAAGACAGCUGGGAGAAAGGCCCAGCCAACAAGCAGGUUACAUUUGUGGUCUAUCGUGAGGGGGACCAGCUAAAUUUCUUCAGAGUGGUGGACAAAGGAGAUGGUACCCUGACUCCCCUCUCAGAAUCUCUAAGUGGUGGCUCAGUGUACAAUGUGCUUACGGAGGAGGGGGAUGGAGAGAGUACUGCAGCUGCACAGCAGAGGCUUGAAAAUUCCAUCACAAUGAACAAAAUGAAGCUGCUCAAAGCAAAAAUGGAGGACAUGAAUCUCAACAAGAAGCCGAAGAAGUCUGCAAAAAUAAAGCCACGGCCCCCUGUCGGUCCUCAUCCCUGCAAUAGUUCACUAGGACCUUCCAGCAUGCGAUACCCACACCGCCUGUUUCGUACACUGCCCCAGAUCAACCAGGUUGGGUCAUCAAGUACGCAACUACCUCCAAUUCUUGACCACGAAUCCGUUCACCCCUUUGUGCCAUCUGCUGCAACCACCUCUGCCCAUAUGUCCAUGCCUAGACGACCGCCUCCCUCUUUCUCCCCUUCUUGUUAUAUGCUUCAGGAGGAGGAGGCAGCAUGGGAGACAUGCUCACCAUUUGCAAAAAUACGACCCCCUCCCAAAGUUUCUCGUUUGGACAUUGGCAGCACUCGGUUGAUGAGGGACUGUGUGUACCCCCAGCUUCCUCCGCUGUACAUCAGGGGACCACCUGAAGCCACCUUUGACCCAGUUGAUCCAGCAGGGGAACCGGUUGGGCUCGGUUUGUUAGAGGAAGCUGCUGGAUUGGUGGCGCCAACACAAACUGGGUCUCCAUUUGGGGAACUGUCAGACCCCCUGAGUUUGGAAGUACCCACCCAGACAGAGGGAGGUUGUCAGUCCCUCGAGGUUGGGGCUCAGCACCAGCUGCCACUUUCCUCUUCCCCACUUAGCACUUGGACACUUGGGACAAGUAAUACACUGAGCAGCAGAGCUGAUAGGACACAGCUUGGCGCAUCAUUUCAUAUGAGCUCUCCCCCUACAUUACCUGCCGCUACCUCCCCAUCCACUUCUGCCAGGUCACUGCUCCAGCCUUUUGAUGCCACACUCUCUUGUUUAAAGUCCAAUUUUCAAGCUCAAUCUUCAACACAAGUGAAGCCGGGCAACACAUUUCCACAUCCCUCUACUUCGUCAACUCCACCUCUUAUUCUUGGUGUUAAGGUUGAGUCCCCGGACAAGAGGCCAGAGCUUGUCUCCAAGAGAGAAGCAGGAGGCAUCACGAAGACGGCUAAUCAAGCCUGUAAGGAGCCACUGGGCUCUCUGAAAAACUCUGAGCUCUUGGCUUCUCUCUCUACAAGGGCACCAGAAACCGACAGCAGUGACAGCUUCAUAAAGAGUCUAGGGCUUGCCUCAGGACAGGGCAGCCUUGUCUCCAGGCUGCCAUCCAUCCCAGCCAACACACUCCUUCAGGAUGAUAUCCGACACAGACAAACGUCACCGUUGCACCGAACAGCAGGCUCCUACAUGGGCACCAAAACUCUUGCAUCACCAGGAGGGAUGAUGGCUUCCUUUGGAAGAAUAGGCACUCCAACAUAUCACCUACCUCCAGUCAAAGCUCCCACAGGCAGCAAAAAGAAGAGCUCGAAGCACUGCUUCUUCUGUGGAAAGAAGACUGGCCUGGCCACCAGCUACGAGUGCAGGUGUGGUCACAAUUUCUGUGCCACUCACCGCUAUGCAGAGACGCAUGACUGCACUUAUGACUACAAGAGUGCUGGACGGCGAUUUCUGCAAGAGACCAACCCUCUGAUCAGUGCCCCCAAGCUGCCUAAGAUCUGAACUCUACAGCUCUGCACUCUCACAAAGGAUGACCUAAAAAAUGAUGCAAAUAAAACUGACUGGCAGGAGAAAAAGGAACUUAUUCACCACUGUGUGCUUUUUAUAAUCAGCCAAGUGUUUAAAAUUUAAAUCUCCAGCUAAGUCUAAUGUGAGCAAACAGGUAGACUGAGCUGGCACAGAAGAACUAAUUAUCACAAGUUAAUGUGAAGCUGUUUUUCCUUUUUAAAUGAUCAUGUUCAACUUUCAUACAAACAAAAGCUCUGUGCAUGUGUGUAGGUAGUUUUUGGUAAAUUUAUCUGCUGCACGAUCAGUCAUGUCUAUUUUUAAUUCUUUCAUUUGACAAGUCUUUGACAGAUGCACUUUAAACUCUCAUAUUUAUAUGUUUGACUUUGCUUUUUGCGUGGGGAAAGAAACCUAAAUUUGUUUGUCUUACGAGGAGUUUGUUUGUUGUUGUAUCUUCAACAUUUUUUUAUAUUUCACAUUUUUACUUGUAUUUCCUACACAAGCACAUACCUACCGACAUUACUAAUCUUUCUUUUCCUAUAUGACAAUAUACCCGCCUACUGAUGGAAUACUUAAUAUUUAUUAAUGAAUAGUACUUAUUUAAAUUCAAAGUUGGCUUUGAAAUAGCAAAUAUGCAGUGUGUGUUGGUGUGAAUGUCAGCUGUAAUUGUUUAUCUGCAUAUAGAUUAAAUUGUAUCUGGACGGGUGGGGGUCGGGCGGGGGUACGGUAUUUAUGACGUGUCUAAAGUGCGGUGGUUGCCAUAAAAAAAAGUCUUUCUUUUUUUUAAGUGUUUUUUUUAUUGCUCAGCUGUUGCAACAUCUUUAAAUGCUGAUAUAGUCUCUAAAUGCAUUUGGUCUAAUAAAGUUUUUUUCCCUCUGUA